Molecule: messenger RNA, 2032 nt
Organism: Suncus etruscus (white-toothed pygmy shrew)
Lineage: Eukaryota; Metazoa; Chordata; Mammalia; Eulipotyphla; Soricidae
Gene: ETV6
Product: ETS variant transcription factor 6
Biological process (GO): cell differentiation; regulation of transcription by RNA polymerase II
Cellular component (GO): nucleus
Molecular function (GO): sequence-specific DNA binding; DNA-binding transcription factor activity, RNA polymerase II-specific
Source: RefSeq, a predicted model, not a curated record
CCCGCCCGCCUGCCCGCCUGCCCGCCCGGCCGCCCGCUCGUUCGCUCCCUCGCUCGCUCCCUAGACCCCCGGGCCGGCUGAGAUGCUACCGCCGCUGCUCCUGCUGCUGCAGCCGCUGCAAGAAACUUCUUAAAUGACCGCGAUCUGCCUGCGGGGGACCGUUUCUGGGUUGGGGCGAGGAGACGAAAGUGGAAAAAAACUGAGAACUUCCUGAGCCCUACUCGCCGGGAGACAUGGCUGAGACUCCAGCUCAGUGUAGCAUUAAGCAAGAACGAGUUUCCUACUCACCUCCGGAGAGCCCGGUGUCCAGCUACGUGCCUCAAGUAUCCCACUACGGCCACUCAACACCGAUUCAUGUCUCAGUGCCCCGAGCUCUCAGGAUGGAGGAAGAGUCGAUUCGCCUGCCUGCGCAUCUGCGCUUGCAGCCAGUUUACUGGAGCAGAGAUGACGUAGCCCAGUGGAUCAAGUGGGCUGAAAAUGAGUUUUCUCUACGGCCCAUUGAUAGCAACACGUUCGAAAUGAAUGGCAAAGCGCUCUUGCUGCUGACCAAAGAGGACUUCCGCUACCGAUCUCCUCAUUCAGGCGAUGUUCUGUAUGAACUCCUUCAGCAUAUUCUGAAGCAGAGGAAACCUCGAAUUCUUUUCCCACCGUUCUUCCACCCUGGAAAUUCUCUUCACACCCAGCCAGAAGUCCUGUUGCAUCAGAACCAUGAAGAAGAGAAUUGUCACCAGCGGCCGGUGGAGAACGUGCAGCACAACCCUCCCACCAUCGAACUGUUACACCGAUCACGGUCGCCCGUCACCAAUCACCGGCCCUCUCCCGACCCCGAGCAGCGGCCCCUGCGCUCCCCCCUGGACAACAUGAUCCGGCGCCUCUCCCCAGCCGAGAGGGCCCAGGGCCCGAGGCUCCACCAGGAGAACAACCACCAGGAGUCCUACCCCCUGUCCGUGUCUCCCAUGGAGAACAAUCACUGCCCGCCGUCCUCGGAGUCCCACCAGAAGCCAUCCAGCCCCCGGCAGGAGAGCACCCGCGUGAUCCAGCUGAUGCCCAGCCCCAUCAUGCACCCCUUGAUCCUGAACCCCCGGCACUCGUUGGAUUUCAAACAGUCCCGUCUGUCCGAGGACGGGCUGCACAGGGAAGGCAAGCCCAUCAACCUUUCCCACCGGGAGGACCUGGCCUAUAUGAACCACAUCAUGGUCUCCGUCUCGCCACCUGAGGAGCACGCCAUGCCCAUUGGGAGAAUAGCAGACUGCCAUACUGCUUUGGAUUACGUCUAUCAAUUGCUGUCUGACAGCCGGUACGAAAACUUCAUUCGAUGGGAAGACAAAGAAUCCAAAAUAUAUCGGAUAGUGGAUCCCAACGGCCUGGCUCGACUGUGGGGGGAACCAUAAAACAGAACAAAUAUGACCUAUGAGAAAAUGUCCCGAGCCCUGCGCCACUACUACAAACUAAACAUUAUCAGGAAGGAGCCCGGACAAAGGCUGCUGUUCAGGUUCAUGAAAACCCCUGAUGAAAUCAUGAGUGGCCGGACCGAUCGCCUGGAGCACCUGGAGUCCCAGGAGCUGGACGAACAGAUUUACCAGGAGGAUGAAUGCUGAGACCCACAUCUGCCACCUCUGUGCCGGGAGCCACUGCCCCCUCGGGAUUGCUGGACGCGUGCUGAGUUGGAGCAGGCGAGCUGAGGAGAGGAAAAAAGAAGCCCCACUUGUCUUGCAUCCCAGGAGGGACCCCAGAGCACCUUAAGACAACCCCUUCCUCCCAGCCUCUCAAGGCAGGGCUGGGUCACAGCCCAGAGGGCAGGAGCCUGGGACUUGCAUUGGCCGGUUCCUUGUCACUUGGAACCUCGCCCUGGUCACUUCGCCUCCCCUCCUGCCUGUUGUUAGUUUCAUGGUGUUUUGGUUUUGUUGUUUUGGGGUUUUUGUCCCCCCCCCCUUUUUUUUUUUUUAGAAAAAAGUUUUACUUUUCAACAUUCAUGUAGGGGAAGACAUCCCAGGUUGUUUUCCUAUGGAAAUAUAUACCUAUUAUAUAUAUA